GGAUCAUGACCACUCCCUCAGCAGCGUGGGAGGGCAGAUGAAGAGGAUUACUAGCACCUUACAGCUGCUUGUCUCAACAUGAACUUUUAGAUUUCCCGUGUGUUCUGAGACCCUGCGGACUGAAUGGAAAAGAUAAAAAGAAGAAGUACUAAUACUAAACAGUGUUUAGUGUGAAGAAGGACUAUAAACCUGAACAUGGAUUUAGAACAUGGGGCCGUAGAGCUGGAUUCCUCUUGUAACUCCCCCUGCGAUGAAGCAGUUAAUUGCUUAGACGUUCAGAUCCAGGACCCAGAGAUGGACCCCGGACUUGUUUUUGUUCCCAGUGGGAAUCAUCUGAUGUCUGGUCUGCUGGGUCUGAAUGUGGUGCUGCUGGGAGCGGCCCUGGUGGCCGGAGAGGCUUUCAACCCAGAGGGCCUGAAGCACCAGGAGCCCCAUGUGUUCAUGCUGCUGCUGAUGGGGGUCAGUUUGGUUUGGAUGCUGUGGUACCUGCUGUGGGCCAGGAAACAGCCUGGAAUCUGCCCACAUAAAGACCACCACGCUGGGGGGGUCACCACCACCUUGGUCCUCAUACUUUUCGCUGUAUUCAGUCUGCUGCUGUAUAUCUGCAGAAUUGGGUACUUGGUCAGUAUAAUGGAGUGUCAGCCGGCGGCUGAAGUGCUCUCUCCAUUCAUGGAGGCUCCUUUUCUCGCACUGCAGGCUUAUUUACUGUGGUCUCACUCCAAAGACUGCAUUCAUAAACACAAGUUAAUCACCAGGUCUGGCCUCAUGGUGAUCCUGGCAACCGACCUGCUGCUCUGGCUCAACGCUGUGACGGAGGAUACCAUCCACGAGGAGAUCGAGUUAGAAAAACAAGACAUGCUUGAUGCCAGCAACACAAACUCAACUGAAGCAGACAUCUCUGAUUUAGCAGGAUUUGCCAAUACGACCUUCUGCCAGUGCAAUGCGACUGCAGUCUGCCUCGGCUUCAGGAAAGGCUACGAAAUCCUUCAUCCCUUCAACAUGGAGUUCUACCUGAUGGCGGGCUGCAUGAUCUAUGUGAUGUGGAAGAACGUGGGCCGCAGGAUGAGUUCAGAUCACCACCACGUUACUCAGAAGCUGACCCUUAGUGUUGUCUACAAAGGGGGGGUCAUAUAUGGCCUCGUGUUUGGCGCCCUGGUCCUCGGAGCAGGAGUGUCAGUCUUUGUUCUGUACCAGGUUUGGGUGAGCCGGCGGCAGCUUCGCCUCACCGCCUUCCUCAUAUUUUACGGCUACCAUUUAGCCGUCAUGCCCAUCAUGUCUCUCUGCUCCCUGGCUGGGAUGGUGGUAUACAGGCUGGAGAGGAGAGCCAACGAAGCGGGACACAACCCCACUCGUAGCCUGGAUGUGAGCCUCCUGGUCGCAGCAGCUCUGGGCCAGCUCGCUCUGUCCUACUUCUCCAUAGUGGCUGCCCUGGCCUUGGAGAGGCGCGGGACUCUGGGGGACCUCGACCUUUCCUACUCCCUCCUCAGCCUGCUGGAGCUCAUCCUCCAGAACAUCUUCAUCAUCGAGGGCCUUCACAGGCACCCGAAGCUCAAGAAGAAAGAGAAGCAGCUGAGCAGCAUAUUCAAGUUUAAGAAAAAGGUUGCCGAGGAGAGGAACGUGGAUAUUUCAAUGCUGGACAAGUCAAAUGCUGUUGAUGAGAAAACAUCCUGGACUAAAAGAGCGAUACAAGAAAUCUGUGCUUUCCUCGUCCUUUCUAACGUCAUGCUGUGGAUCAUCCCUGCGUUUGGAAUCCACCCCCAGUUUGAAAACGGCAUCGGGAAAGAGUUUUUUGGCUUCUCUGCUUGGUUUAUUCUGGUAAACCUGGGUCAGCCGCUCAGCGUUUUUUACAGGAUGCACUCCGUGGGCGCUUUAAUAGAGCUGCUCAUCUCUGCAUGACGAGCAGUGGUGGUCCAACAUGACAAUGUGACCACAUGACAUAUUUGGUUUAAAAACACAAUCAUUUAUAAAUUAUUUUUAGUCCCAAUUAAAGGAAAUUUUAACAGCCAACAGUAAUAUUUGACAACAGUGUGCUGCCAGCGACAUGCACAAAGACAGUGGUGUGAAAGAACUUUAGUGGACGACGGAAAUUGGAAUCCAAAAAUUGUAAAAUGUCAAUAUGUUCUGCAGACAUGGCAGCCGCCCUUCAACCAACCAGAUUUUCUUCAGUUGAGCUGGAAAAAAUACAACAACUCCAUGAAUAGCUUAAGGUGGUAAAUUACAACUAGCAAAUAAACAUCCCAUAAAAUUAAUAAAAAUGCCUCAGUAAUUUAUGACCCUGACCCAGGGUCAGUGUAACAAAACACGUAAUUCAAAGGGUACAAAUUAGUUUUCUUUGGUGCUUUCAGCCACAUCUCAUGAUCUUCAUUAGCAAAUGGAUCUGGCUCUUAUGUCUUCACGUGACCUAGAGGUCCUUAAGGGGGUCUCUUAAAUAGUUGAAAUUACCGCCUUAACUUUCUUCGAUUCUUAAAUUAGUAAUACUUUCAAUAGUAUAUUGUGAGAGCAGACUGAUGAGCAACAUUAAUCUAAAAGGAAAAUCAAAGGUUUCAGUUCUUUUACCUACCAAAUGCAAGUUUUUGUUUCCCUUGGACUCAAACAUCUGUCCUGCACAGAAACCUGACCCUCAUCCAACACAUUUGGGUGUGGCGUUCAGGCGUCCACAUACUUUUGGGAAAACAGUGUGUUUCAGGAAAAUGUAUGAAAUGAAAUAACUUCCUCUGAGCUCAAACCGAUCUCAUCAGUUUUUAAUUCUGGCAGGAUAUAUAACAUCAUAUUCACAAGAGGUUCCUUUGCGGUUUCUGUCUGGAAAUGACAGAAAAGAAAUCCCAUGUUGAGUUUCCUUUCAGCACAAUGUGAAAGGCUUCAGUACAGCAGAAUCCUUUAGUCUAGAGUGAGCCGACAGUAGUAGUAGUUCAUUUAUGGCAAAGGGUUUAAAGAACAAACAGAAAACUGCUCAAAAAAGUCAAAUACAUCACUAAGUCAUGUGCUCAUGUCACUUAAUCUCACUAAUUGUCACCAAUUAAAUUUUUUUGGCAAAAUGAAUAAAUUACUAUUUAAUAAUUUAAAUUGAAUUACCAUUUGGCAUUGUUUUUACUGCAGCCGCUCAUAAUCCAUGUUUUGACACAUGUAGACAUUUCCUCUUUUGUCUAAACCCUGAAAGCUGUCGGGAAGAAUUCAGAACAAGAUUUUCACUGCUUGUUUUUUCUUUAAAUAAACACCAAAACAAUGUGAAA
This is a messenger RNA of Micropterus salmoides (largemouth bass), 3230 nucleotides long. Its product is annotated as proton channel OTOP3-like. The transcript is spliced from 7 exons. Gene Ontology annotation, molecular function: proton channel activity. Gene Ontology annotation, biological process: proton transmembrane transport. Bases 196 to 1896 code for a protein of 566 amino acids. The record is from RefSeq and is a predicted model, not a curated record. Gene Ontology annotation, cellular component: membrane. Lineage: Eukaryota; Metazoa; Chordata; Actinopteri; Centrarchiformes; Centrarchidae.